GAACAUAUCUUACAUUCUUUUAGUCUCUUUUAUAAUUUAGAGUUUCACAUAGCUAUUUCUGAUUUGUUGUCAUUAUGUGUAAUGCUGCCUUGAAAUUUUAGUCUAUUGUACCUAAAGCCGGAGUCUUUGAAUUGCUUUCUUUUGCAAGCAUCUGUCAUAAGAUGGUAUUAUAAACACCGGUGCCUAUAAUGGGCAAUUGGCUUUGUUUGGCUUAAAUGGUAGGACAUGUUUGUCAAUCUAUAUUUUUAAGUGAUUAUUUUGUAAUUUUUUUCCCAAAAAUAUACAAAUAAAGAAGUCGACAUGAACGAGAAAGCGAUUCCAUCUUACCUAACAUCGUCUUCGUGGAGUAAAAUUAAUGGCACUCAUUUAACGUGUUCGGCGUUACGUUCUAGAUGUUGACAGCUAUGGGUAUCUUCGGCAAGUGUUGCAUACCUAGGCCUCAUCGCUUGCAUGAAGCUCUGCCUCUUGGUCUAUAUAGUUGAAACUUGUGCCUGUGAAUUACCUCAUUCAACAAAUUCUCUCCUGAAAAACUCCUUAUAUAUUACCAUUUCUGAAUUUUCUUCUCUUGCUUCAAAAUCCGAAAAUCACUCAAAGAUAUAAGUUGUAGAAUCAUCUUUAUUGAUGGACAGAGGCCUUCCGAUCCUUCCUAUGUAGGCAGAGAAUUGAGACUUGCUCUGUUGAACCUGAUGGCAGGUUUUGAUCCUUCAAGUAGACGAUAAAACAAGCCGGAUAUGGCAACCAAAAAGCCGCAGAGUGGAGUGGAUGACAAACAUUGUGAAGUUAAACACACAUCUAAGACAACCCUCAUGGAAACCGAUAUUCCUUAUUCAAUUUCAGCCACACCUUGAUCCAAACCAUUCCACCAUCGUUUUACUCACAAAUAGAGGCAUUAUCUAAAACCAAUUUCAAAAACCAAGAAAACGAAAAAAAACUAGAAAAGCACAGGUUAUAAAGUUUAAAAACUAAAACUCCAAUCCUUAGCCACCAACUACAUUGUUCAACGCAGACGGUUAUGAGUUAGCCAAGGAACAAUGCGUGGUGUUCUGUGCAGAAUCAGCCCAAGACUAGGGCCACAUUUAAACCAAAGGUGGCGCCAACACUAUCUCAAGCACACUCACUGGUCAGAUGGGUAUCCCGAAACCACCUUCCUCCGGCCACUUGUCAGCCAACCCACCACCCCAUUGGCAAUCUCUCGUUACUUCACUCUUGUUGUUUCUCUUCUCUCUUUCUAUUUGCAGUUUCAUGGCCUUUUUCUCUCUCCACAACCGAUCCCUCUGCACCACUUGACGCGUUUCUCAUGCUUUUUUCACACCUGGACUCACCCUAAUGGAAGCAUCUUACAUCCCCAUGACCUUAUUGAGCCACACUUUGUUCUCACUCAAAACAGAAAAGAAGAACACACACAAAGUAGUGCACUCUCAUCAACCUUCUCUGAUCGUAACCAGCCCUGCAAUCCCUUAGACUCAUCAUCAUCACAUUGCACCUUUGUCCUAAUGGAGAAUUCUUACAUUCCCUUGUUCUCCACCACAGCCACCUCCAGCACCACCCCAAUCACCACCACAACAACCACCCAUUCCCCCUCAAACAUGGAUUGGUCUCAGAAUUCUGACUUCUCCAUGUUUGAACCAAUGAACUCUCAGUUUCAACAUCCAUCACAGCUUUUGUCACCUAACCAGAGCCUGCAAUUCCCAUACAACCAUUCCAUAGAGCAGGCUCCUGUGUAUCCUUUCUUUACGGGGCAAAAGGGGUUUGAAUUUGGGGUAUGUAAGGAACAAGAGAGAAGAACCAAUGAUCCUUAUAGAACAAGGCUUGCAAGGAUUAACAGAAAGUUGGCACGGCAAAGAAGCCUCCAAAGAAAUGCUAAUUCAGGGGCUUCAACACAAGUAGAUGCAAGGAGACUGAUAAACUCUGGUGCUGACACUGAUACAAAUAAAAACAAGGAUACCAAAAAGGAUCUAUACAGGUUUUGCACAGCAGAUAACAAGAGAUUAAGGGUGUUGCUAAAGAAAGAGCUGAAGAACAGUGAUGUUGGGUCCCUUGGGAGAAUAGUUCUUCCAAAGAGAGACGCAGAGGUAAACCUUCCACCACUAUCUGAUAAAGAAGGAAUACAAGUUAUGAUCAAGGAUGUAUACUCUAACCAUAUGUGGACCCUCAAAUACAAGUUCUGGUCCAAUAAUAAGAGCAGAAUGUAUGUGCUGGAAAACACUGGGGAUUUUGUAAAGCAAAAUGGACUAGGAACUGGAGAUUCCCUUACACUUUAUGAGGAUGAAAGCAAGAACCUUUAUUUUUCUAUAACAAAGGUGGCAACGGUUGCUGUCGAGUCUUCAAGCAAUCAACAAUACUACCAUAACGUAAACAAUAAUGGCGAAGAAGGCAACGACAACAGCAACAAUAUGUAUUUGCCAUUUACAUCCCAGUCUAAAGAUGAUGAAGCAGCAUCUUUAGAGUUAUUUAUGGAGCAACAAGAACCUAAUGAUUUUAUCAUGACUUUGCCUAUGGAUUCUACUUAUGGUUCACAUACGAUGUUCCCUGAGGAAACCAGACAUUUACCUAACAACGUCGAUCAAAUGCCGUCGUUGUCAAGAAGUGUCGACGAUAUUUCUAUCAACUUUGACGACUGCUAUGGGGGUCUUGAUAUGUUACCUGAGGCAAAUCAAUACAAUUUUUCUUUUUGAUAUGGAAGCAUAUCAGUGGUAGGAUUCAUGGGCUCAUACAACAGUUUAGAAUCAAAAUAAUAAUUUAGUUCUUGUUUUUUCCUUUAUAGAUAAAUAUAUAUAUAUUUAUUUGAUAUUUUCUCUUUUAUUAGAGUUCAAUGUUUAUGUUUAUUCUUCAAUGUAAAUGAUUCCCAAUUGGGGUGGAAAGAAAUUAUAGUUAAGAAUUUUCUCUUGUUUA
Molecule: messenger RNA, 2892 nt
Organism: Gossypium arboreum
Lineage: Eukaryota; Viridiplantae; Streptophyta; Magnoliopsida; Malvales; Malvaceae
Product: B3 domain-containing transcription factor LEC2-like
Exons: 7
Coding region: 1032-2675 (547 amino acids)
Molecular function (GO): DNA-binding transcription factor activity; DNA binding
Source: RefSeq, a predicted model, not a curated record